AUGCCUGUAUCAUGGCAACCACGGGGAGAGGAUCGCGUGGACUAUGUUGUAGUUGAAAGAGACGGCGUGGAUGGCCAGCGAGAGGCUGUCGGUAUUGAGAUUGGAAAUCCAACACCGACUGUACGUCGCAGGUUCCGUCGCUCUCUUGCCAAACGACAGAUGCCAGCUCCCACACCCACACCCACACCGAUGGACGAUGAUUCGGACGAUGACAGUGAUCUUGAGGAUGCCCUCGAAAGCCUCAUGCCCUCAAGCCGACCUUUCACGAUACCCAGCGCUACUCCAACUGGUGUCUCUUCUACCACCGAGCAUCUACUCAUCGCUGCUGGCUCAAUCGGUGCAACCAUUGUCAUUGUUAUGAUCAUACUGGCUUUCUACACCAUGCGCAAGCGUGGCUUGACCAUCUCGGACGUUAUUCAAAACAGCAAAGCAUCGCUUCGACAGCGUGUGCUGACCUCGCACCUCCGCCUCCGAAGUAUGAGCAACGCCAACAACCAAAGCUUCAUCCUGGACCCUGCACCACCAUCACGGCAAAACUCACAUCGUCGAGACAUCAGCGACACACCCUCGUCACCCGUCCUCCCAAUUCAAUCUAUGCGCCGCAGUGAAUCAACCCACAACACGCGGUCUCUACGGGACGAAGAAGAAGCCCUGGACUACUACGAGACAAUGCCACACCAACAAUCCGCAGUGCCCGCGCCUCCCACCUUCCGGCAAUUCCUCUCCAACCGGCCCUCCGCAUCCCAGCGCCCCGGCCUCGGCGGCGGCAUGGCCUCGCGCUUCAGCUGGACCAACUCAAACGCGCCACAAACACCCCACGACCCAUCUCGUGACACCGCCAUCGCCGGCCCCGGCCGCGACAGCUUCAUGACCCAGCGCUCGUCCGUCCCUCGCUUCCGCACCAUCGACAGCUGGGUCAACCAGCAAUCCACACGCGUCGAGGAGCAGAAGCUCAAGCAGCAGUUCCGCAUGACGCAAUCCACCACCUACAGCGACGAAGACAGCGUGCCGGAAAUGCCGCGCGUCCCGUCCACGCUGAGCAAGGAAGUCAAGCACGCACGCCACGACACGAUCGACACGGCGCCGAUUUUCAAGCAGCAUCCAGGCACAGAGGUCAGGUUUAGCACGCGCAGCACGGUGCCGAGCGAGGUUCUGGAGACGCGUGUGAGGCUGUAG
Parastagonospora nodorum SN15 is the source of this 1176-nucleotide messenger RNA. RefSeq lists its product as hypothetical. The coding region runs from base 1 to 1176 and encodes 391 amino acids. The record is from RefSeq and is a predicted model, not a curated record. NCBI's taxonomy places the organism in Eukaryota, Fungi, Ascomycota, Dothideomycetes, Pleosporales, Phaeosphaeriaceae. The transcript is spliced from 4 exons.